Colletotrichum spaethianum is the source of this 1362-nucleotide messenger RNA. RefSeq names its product guanine nucleotide-binding protein negative regulator 1. Bases 1 to 1362 code for a protein of 453 amino acids. The record is from RefSeq and is a predicted model, not a curated record. Gene Ontology annotation, molecular function: protein binding. Lineage: Eukaryota; Fungi; Ascomycota; Sordariomycetes; Glomerellales; Glomerellaceae. The transcript has a single exon.
AUGCAUACCUCGGAAACCAAGGAUGUAGACAUUGUGCCGCAUCACCAGAUAACUAAUCCAACCAAGGACCCCUAUGGCCCUUUUAUGGAUCUCGUUGCUACCACCGAGGUAGCCGCCAGAGACCCUGCUGGACCUUCAAGACCAACGAGCUUUUUCCGCGGAGUUCAAUGGACUGCCGACGGCACGACCCUCGUCGCUUCUACCUCAAACAACCGGUUGUCGGCCUAUGUCUUGCCGGCUGACCUACUCGAUCCGAACGGCCGGCCCCGGACGUUGAAGCCGCAGGGCCAGUUGCAGCUCCCGGAGCCCUUCUACUCGGCAGCCGUGUCACCCUACUUUUCGCUGUCUGAGCCGCAAACCCAACUCGCCUUGCUCGCUUGCAAAGACCACCCCAUUCAGUUGUAUCAUGUCUUCUCAGAGUCCCAGUCUUCCCCUCCACUCUGCUCCUACAAGCUGAUUCGGCGGGAGACGGAGGAGUACAUCUGUCCUGAGUCGCUCCUGUGGUCUUGGCCUGGGACCCAUUUCCUGGCCGGCUCGACAAACCGACUCGACCACUUCGACGUGUCGAGACCCGGUUCUGAUGGCCCCGUCUUGACCAUCCCCACCAUUCCCUCCAAGCGCCACCUCCUCAAGGGCGGCGGCGUCGGUAUGAAGGGAAUGGUUUCCACCUUGUCAAGUCAGUGUCCAGACGAGUCUGGGGCCUCCAUCGUGGCCGCGGGCACUUGGUCCCGUUGGAUGGGCCUCUACGACGUGACGCGCACGAACAAGCCCGUGGCAAACUGGAGUAUUCAUGGCGUUACCAAGGCUCACUUUGGCCGAGAUGUUGGAGGUAACGGCAUUGUUCAAACCAUUUGGAGUCCAUGCGGCCGUUAUCUGGCUAUCAACGAGCGCCAGGCAAAUGGCAUCCUAGUUUACGAUGUACGGGGUACAGGCCAACCCCUGAACCUGCUUGUUGGCAGAACCACAACCACACAGCAAAGGCUAACGUGUGAUGUGUUCCCCGGGAGCGGAGAUUCACCUGCCGGGUUCGAACUCUGGGCUGGCACAGAGACUGGGACUGUUCUCGUGUACGAGGACGUCGGCGCCAAAGACGGUAUUUCGGACAAGUCAUGGGACUGGGCCGCCCAUUCUUCACCCGUAGGCAGCGCUGGUGUCCACCCCACCGGCUCUGUGGUCGCAACUUGCUCUGGCGCGUGGACCAGCCAUGCGGAUCGCGAACUGGACAAUGAGCUCGGCUCUACAGAUGGCAACGGCCAUCCUCGCCUGGCAUCGACACGCAUCACCCCCGAUUCUUCCCUCAAAGUCUGGACACUCGCAGCGAAUACCGCAGACCCCUCGGCCCAUGACCCCCAAUGCGCUUGA